Glycine soja is the source of this 495-nucleotide messenger RNA. Its product is annotated as protein MAIN-LIKE 1-like. The transcript has a single exon. Bases 1 to 495 code for a protein of 164 amino acids. Lineage: Eukaryota; Viridiplantae; Streptophyta; Magnoliopsida; Fabales; Fabaceae. The record is from RefSeq and is a predicted model, not a curated record.
AUGUCUACUUUUAAGGAGAGGUGGCAUAAGGAAACUAGUAGUUUCCAUCUUUUGGUAGGAGAGGUAACUAUUACCUUUGAUGAUGUGGCAUCAUUGCUACAUCUGCCCAUUACAGGCGCAUUUGUGAGCUUUAAGCCUCUUCAUGUGGACGAUGUCGUCUUCCUCUUAGUCGAAUUGCUUGAAGUAAGUUCUAAAGAGGCAAGAGCUGAGACAGUACAAUGCCAUGGGGCAUAUGUUCGACUAUCCUGGUUGCGAGACAUAUAUCGGAGCAAAUGUGACGCAGCACAGUGGACUGUAGUAGGUCGAACAUAUUUGUUGCAUCUGGUAGGUUGCACACUCUUUGCUAACAAGAGUGUCACAAACAUUCAUGUGGUAUUCUUGGACGCAUUUUGUGACCUCACACAGAGUGGAAGCUACGCAUGGGAAGCUGCUGCACCGAUGCAUAUGUAUGAGAAUUUGAAUGAUGCGUCAAAGGGCACCGCCAGACAACUUUAA